Messenger RNA from Bipolaris sorokiniana ND90Pr, 576 nucleotides. RefSeq lists its product as uncharacterized. The record is from RefSeq and is a predicted model, not a curated record. NCBI's taxonomy places the organism in Eukaryota, Fungi, Ascomycota, Dothideomycetes, Pleosporales, Pleosporaceae. The transcript is spliced from 2 exons. The coding region runs from base 196 to 576 and encodes 126 amino acids.
CGCACCAUAGUAAUGCGUCAUGGCUCAUUCGCUAGUGAAGUCGCAUACCUUUGACUUUCCUCUUCUUUUCUCUCCAUGCUUUCCUUGACUUAUCCUCAUUUCCACUUUCCAAGAAUUGAAUCAAUUGCAUAUAAUUCCAACGAACAAUAACAAUUGCGUUUGAUCAAUUAGAACCUCAAGCAACUAUCUCUCAAAAUGUUUCGCACCACCAUCAUCAAAUCCCCCACGCGUCUCCGCCUACAUGCUCCCUCCGUCCGUCCUUUCACCCUCUCAGCCUCCAACCGCGUAGCCCAGUACCCCAACGACCUAAGCACGAACUCAAAAACCAAAACGGACCUCUACGACAGCGAUAAACCGCAUGCAGUCCAGGACAAGGUCCGGCAAGGCGAUACACAUAAUGUGCAAGAGAGCAAUGCAAAGGCUGGCAUGGACAGCGCGCACAAGGAGGGCAAAGGUGGACAUGCAACUGAGCGCAAGGAUUCGGCGGGAGGGAUGGAGACGGCCAAGAAGGAGUUUCCUGAGGCGCCGGAUCCGGCGAUUGGGAUGCAGGAUGAGAGGGGUGGACGAGGUGCUUGA